This is a messenger RNA of Helianthus annuus (common sunflower), 657 nucleotides long. Its product is annotated as cyclin-B1-2. The transcript is spliced from 4 exons. The record is from RefSeq and is a predicted model, not a curated record. NCBI's taxonomy places the organism in Eukaryota, Viridiplantae, Streptophyta, Magnoliopsida, Asterales, Asteraceae. Bases 57 to 482 code for a protein of 141 amino acids. Gene Ontology annotation, biological process: proteasome assembly. Gene Ontology annotation, cellular component: cytoplasm; nucleus.
CUCUUGAGGGUAUUUACAGAGCAUCAGAAACAAAGAAUCAAUAGAUAUUCAUAACAAUGGAAGCACCAAAGACAAUCGAGCACGAGAUCGGAGGUCUAAAGAACGAUGCACUCCGUUUCGGCCUUCAAGGCGUCAAGAGUGACAUCGUUGGAUCUCAUCCUCUCGAAUCCGCCUUUCAAUCGGCAAAUGUGAGAGAAGAACAGAUGAAGAGGAAAAUCCUUGCAAACACUUACGGAUCCGCUUUUCCUUUGAAGCAGGAGUUUGAUCGAAAAAUCCUUUCUAGAUUUCAGAGGCCUCCAGGACUGAUACCAUCAUCCAUGCUUGGAUUAGAGUCAUUGACAGGAGCUUUGGAAGAUUUUGGUGUUGAAGAUUACCUUCAAGAUGUCCAUGACACUGAAACAAUGCGCGCCCCAGACAUGCACCAUGGAAUGGAGGUUCGUGUUGGGCUCUCAAAAGGACCGGUUCAUCCCAGUUUCAUGUGAUCAGACAUUUGUGGUUUUAAUUUGAUAAUGAACUCAGUGUGAUAUCUACCAUUUUUAGAUGUAUGUUGAACAUGUUUUUGUUUGUUGUUUAUGGCCAAGUAUUUCCAACAGUUAAUGUCUAUGUGAAACCAAAAAACCAAGGAAACUCAAGUUAAGUUGUGUCGGUUUUGUUUUA